UAGGUUACUGUGUACGCACAUAAAAUCAAUUAUUAUUUUAUAGCAUCACGCGAAGCGUAACGCUCGUUACUAAGGAAAAGAAAUCCUAUAUUAUAUGUGCCUAGACCGUUAACACUAGCAGUGAUACAAGUAGUAUUUGUUACAAGGUUAAAAUAUUAAAUAAAAAAGCGCACAAUGGCUUUAGCCCUUGAUAACACAAAAAUCUUAGAAUUUUUGGAACUCGUCGGUCGUUUGAAGCAUGUGAAAAGAACUGGUUGGGUAUUAUGUGAUAUAACCGAAUGUGAGUCCAUUGCUGGACACAUGUACCGCAUGGGCUUAAUGACCUUCCUGCUCACGGAUCAGAACAACCCCACCAAACUUGACAGAUUUAGGUGUCUCCAAAUAGCUCUUGUCCAUGACUUAGCAGAAUGUAUAGUUGGAGAUCUCACACCACAUUGUGGCGUGUCACCUGAGGAGAAACAUCGGCGAGAAGAUGAGGCCAUGCAGAAAAUAGCAGAGCUUACUGGUAUAGCUGGUGACAGAAUGUAUGAUCUGUAUAAAGAAUAUGAGAACCAAUCAUCACCUGAGGCUAAAUUUGCCAAAGACUUGGACCGCUAUGACAUGAUUUUGCAAGCAUUUGAAUAUGAAAAACGUGAGAAUGCACCAAAGAAGUUGCAGGAGUUCUUCACUGCCACUGAAGGAAAGUUUGAUCAUCCUUUUAUCAAAGAUUUGGUUACAGAACUGUACAGACAAAGAGAGGAGUUUGAAAAGAAAUGCCUAACAAAUGGUCAUGUAUAAUAUUAAAGCCUUACCUAUCUUCCAUACUACUCAUUAGUGUUAACAUUACACAAUAUUGCUAGCAUUGUUACCUAGCUCAGCUGAUUAGUCUGAUGUUAAAUAGCAAAAGAGCAGAACCAAAAUAAUUUUUCUAAGUUAAAGCUUAAUUUCUGCAGUCAUUUUAUAUAAAAGAACUAAUUGAAAAGUGCAUAAUAAAAAUGUUAGUGAUUAAUUUUUAAUAGGCUUUUUAUAUUUUCCAUAUUUGAUAAAAAUGAUCAAGAAGCUUAAUAAAUAAGUUUACAAUACUUUUUAUUUGUUCUCAUAAAGUUGUUAAAAAUUACUGUACUGCAAGUUUAUUUGCAAAAGAACAGAUUUGAAU
Molecule: messenger RNA, 1135 nt
Organism: Spodoptera exigua (beet armyworm)
Lineage: Eukaryota; Metazoa; Arthropoda; Insecta; Lepidoptera; Noctuidae
Source: the annotation of a GenBank genome assembly